AUACAGACUAACACGGCUACCCCCUGGUACAGGGAAGGAGAAGAAAUGGAACAUACAGGAUCAGUUUAGCACUAGGCUUUCACUGCAGUGGAAUAAAGGCUCCAGUCCCCCAUCGAACCUGGCUGAUUGCCCGUUAACAUGAUUCCAUUAAUCAAGGUGACGCGCUUCUCUUUGGCCCUGAGGACGACAGGCAACGCAGAGGAAUCUCUGAAGUUUCUCUUCGUGUUCCCGGUCACCCGCAAAUUUUCAGCACUAGAAACAAACCACAGGGGAUUUUAUUUCCAUGCCCCACAUGAUUAGUUUCCUACCAUGCAAACAUUAGGGUGGCUCCUUCCGAGAACGUCUGUAUCUACAUAUCCAAGGCGGAGAUGCUGGACACGGCGAACAGCCAGUACAACUCCUUUCUCUAUUGGAGGAUGCCCAUCCCGGAGCUCGACCUGGCGGAGCUGGAGGGGCUGGGGUUGACCGACGCGGCGCUCUACAAAGCCAAGGGAGGUGUGGGCAAGCGGUCCGGGGCCUGGAAACAGCUCAGGCAGGACAUCUCCGAGGAAGAGGACACUCUCCUGCAGUUCAACAGCUUCAAUUUCUGGCGCGCGCCGAUAGCCAGCGUUAGCGCGUUCGAUUUUGAUCUGGUCUGAUGCCAGCGGCCCAGGCACACAGCCGGGUCUUUUUGGUUAGGUCUCUGUGUUGUCCUUUACUUUGAAAGUGGUUGCUGACGAUUCUGAUUAACGAGUUGCCCAGUGAUGACACCUCCAAGGCUCACCGUCCGUGUUUCCCCAUCCACCCACCUUCUCUCUUCUCAAGGGUAUGUCGACACAGUCAAUGCAGGGGUAGGCACACCUGAGCUAGCGUUACUCUAGCUGGCGUGGGUAACCAUCGCAGGGUAGAUGCGGCAGCCGGGCCAUUUGUCCCAUUUUAAGCCGGGCUGUGCUGUUUUUCUGUGGUUGGGCCUCUGUCCAGCACUGGGAUAAAACCAGACAUGGGUUUGUCCAGUAUCAGGCACAGAGGACACCAUGUUGAAGAGUGCGCCCCUCUGCCCCUCCAGUGUGACUGGGGUCAGGGGCAGUGAAGCCUCCCCCAAAGUGGGGGGGCAGGGACCCCUACCCUCUCCGUGGCACCGCCUCUGCCCCUCUUCUUAUCACCGAGACCCCACCCCUGGCCAAGCCAGAAGCGGGGCUGGGGAGCCCAGGCCCCUCCACUUACCUAGGGUACAGGGGGCUUGAGAGCAGCCCCUGACCCUUGUUCCCACCCCCUCCCCAAGCCCUCCACCCAGGGCAGGUGGAAGGUCCGUGGCUCCCCACAGCUCCCCAGGCUCCCGUUGCUGGUCUAGCCAGGGGGCGGGGCCUCGGGGGAAGAGGAGGGGCAGGGACAGGGCCCGUGGCAAAAAGUGGUCCCUGCCCUCCCCCGUUCCAGUGCCCCUGACUGGAGUGCUCUUCAACAUGGCAUCCGUAGGGUCAUGCCAAAGGGGCAGUGUCACACAGCUGAGGUCGGCCCCACGCCAUUCCCAGAAGUACUGAAACGUCUGGUAUUUCUGGGGAUGCAUCAGUGGCCCCCUUAACAUCUGGUGGCCCAGGCUAGCCACCCCAGUACUAGCCUGCCAGAGUCCCGGGGUGCCUAUUUGGGUUGCCAGCCCAUGCCCAUGCCCAUCUCACCCUUUUCUACACUGCUAUUGUUACUCACGCUGGCUAGACCAAAACGACCCGGGGCGUGCCGAGCCGUACUGCAGUCACACCUUCACGUGCCCGUGCGGAGCUCAGAAGUGUUGGAAGCCACAGUCAGUUUGUCUUGGUGUGAGCAGGCAUUGUGCGAUAGCUCUGACCGUACCUGUGCGACAACGUGUUAGAGAACCACCAAGUAGCGGUCGGAUUUGAGCUCAUUCCUAUUGUGUUUUAUUAAGAAACGUGGGUGCCAACAGAAGACCACCUCACCUAUCCAAAUUCUCCUCUUAGCUGAAGUCCGAUUGCAUUGCCCUGGGGAGGCGGACAUCCCUGCUUCUCUAACCCCCCCCCUCCCAUUUUUCCAACCCGUGCUCAGUUCCCCCACCCUUUCCAUUUGGAUAUUCAAGGUUUCUCUGCCGGACAUCGCCAACAGGCCCUUUGUUCUGCUCAAUUCUGAUCAGGCACAAGCAGGAGUGCUGCCAGCUUUUUUGCCGCCCUAGGCGGUGGAAGGUCCCGCCCCCGAAAUGCGGACGACGACCAGGGCGGCCGAAGAUCCGGCCACCGCGGUUGCCGCCCCCUAAAUGUUAGUGCCCUAGGCGACCGCCUAGGUCGCCUAAUGGGUUGCGCCGGCCCUGGGCGCAAGGCUCAUUUCUGAAAAGAAUCCCAGCUUGUCUGCCUUGUGUGUCCAAAACCGCAGAGCAAAGAGAAAACCAGCAGUGUGACAAUUUUGCUAGGAACGUAGCUACAUUUUCAUUAGGAUGUAGAGAAAUGUCUGGGCCAGAGCCUCAGGAGGUAUUGAUGGAGCCGGUUUCCACCAGCCGUAGAUUUGGCUGCCUGACCCACUAAAACCAAAUACAGCCACCACAUCAGUUUUGCCUUAAAGACUUGGGGUUAAAUAUUGCUCGGGCUCCCAUCCCCUGAGAUUACUGCCACACUGAACAUGGGUCGCAUGUGGGCUCUGAGGACCCGAUUCGGAUUGCCUCGUAGUGCCUCACGCCAUGAGCCGGGCAUUGGCCGUCUAAAGCCAGGGAGCAACACGUUACUCCGCAUGGGUGCGGCCAUCGGAGCCGGACCCUUACGGCCGACUCUUGCUGCCCGUAUCACAGGAGGGCCACCCUGCGAACCCUCUCGCUGGUGAUCAUCCGAUUCCCCCCCACUGAAAUAUUUUGGGGAGACGUCUGAGUAGCCACUCGCCAGUGGGAUGAAGACCUUGGCAGCCUGCUUACUGAGUCGUAAGUGGCUCUGUAUGUUACUCUAGUCGGGGCGGCUUUGAGCAGUAAGGCUCAGAGCCACAAGAAUCAUAGGACUGGAAGGGACCUAGAGAGGUCAUCUAGCCCAGUCCCCUGCUCUCAUGGAGUUUUCGGAUACUCAUGGAGUAGCAAGAGGAUUAGGCGUUGUGCUUUACCCACACUGGCUUCACGGGCGGCUGUGGGGUCCGUCGGCCCCGCCUUGCUACACCUGGCUGGCAUCAGGCUUGGAGCGAGGGGAGAGCCCAGCUCAGAUGAAGGCUGAUUGGGGAGGAGAGCGGCCGAGCCUUCCAGAGCCUCCCUAGGGAAAGGCAGGAGAGUUGUGGGACCAUGUUGGGAUCUAUGUCAGCCGUGAAUGACCUGCCCCUGCCCCUGCGUUAGUUUGCUGCAAGUGGUGCCCUGCCUGAAGGGGGCGACUGCUUGGGAAUCGACCUUUGGUUUCCUUACACCCGACUGCUAGUGCUGACUUGUCCGGAGCCUAGAAACAACCUGACCGCAGCUGCCUAGCGCUUAUUGAUUUCAAUGGGGGUUAGGCACCUAAAUGCCUAUGAGGAUCUGGGCCUUAGGGGCUACUUAGAGUGAGCAGCCCUCAGGUGAAGGGGUUAAAAAAAAAGUUUUUCCUCCCCCAAGUGCAAAAGAAGUGUCUGCAAACAAGUGGUAGAAAAUCUGGGAGGUUUUUUUUAUGGCCACAUAAAUAAAAAAAAGGCUUGUUGGCUGGAUUGUUCAUACCUGUGCUGACGCCAGGUAUGAGAAAUGUUAGUCCAAAAGGCAACAGGACAAGAGAGAUGGAAAAGGCUGAAGAGGAGGGUUUGUGCUGAAGGGUAGCAUUGCUCCAAUGUACCUGCUGUUUAUGGUACACAGUGCUGCAAGGGAGGCUAGGAACGUCUAUUCUAUAUGGAGAUUAAUUGUAACAAAUCUAUGGCAACGUAGGACUUCACAGAGGUCACCCUGCUGCAUCAGGCGGUUGUUUGGAAUUUCAGAGUGAUAGAACUCAGAGCCACUGCUCCAGGCUUCUACAGUGUGAGCUCAGAGUGAAUUUCCUUUAGCAGCGACCAGUAUAGGGUCUAUGACCCACAGUGGAGCAGUUCUGAUUCCACCCACCAGAGGGCAGGGGUGCAGCUGCAUGCUAGCCGGUUCUUGAUGUUAUGAUGCUAGUCAGGAAAUUCGCAAUGUGCAGCAAUUCAAAGCCUUCCUGGAGCUUGCAGAGUAUGUGACAUGUAGAAGGGAACGAGGCAGCCCGAACUAGUAAACGGCCGGGAAAAAUGUAAAUUCCACAUACAGAGCAUGGCUAUUUCACCUUCCAAAAAUAGCCGGGCUGCUGACUUUAAGAUGCCGAUUUUAAACUGGAGGUGAAGAAUGUAAACUUUCCUUCACAGGCCUGUAUGGUUUUGUGUCCCAAGCCAAGAACCCAUGGAAACCAGGGGCGAAGUACUUAGAAUGAAACUUUAAAUAAAAUUCGUUUUAAAAAAGUACGCAUUCCUGUGGACACUUGAAAUCCAUACAGACUGGAACAAAACGCUCUUUAUAGUUGUUAUGCCUCAGCUGCCUUUAAACCGUUUAAAGUUCUUUUAACUAUAUAAGGUUAACGGACAUGCCAAACAGUGGGUGCGCCUUGUCUGAAACGCCUGCCUUCUUGCCUGGGGGAGUGAAAAAUCAAGAGGCUUCUCAAAUAAAGGGUCUGCUUCUCCUUUACCCUGCACCAGUGCCAACUCAAUGUAAGAGACAGCUGUGCGGGAAGUGCUUUCUGUUUCACGAGAAAUCCUGCCAUUUUGAAGUUUUUCCUCCAUUCCAGAACAAAACAAUUCAAUUCAAAAAUUUCCCGUGAAACAAAAUUUGGAGGGUGGCGGGGGGGGAGGGGGGACUAUUUGGGGUCGAUCACAAUGUUUCACUCGGAUUUCAGCUUUUUCAAAAUGUUAUAGUCUGUGGUCUAAAGUCAAACGAUUGGACAAUCAUUUUGAAAUGGAACCUCGGGACGUUCGGCUCCAGAAGGAGUGAAAUGGAACAUUCCGCCCUUAGCGGAAUGCGCCAUUAUGAUUUUGUUUCUGAAAUGAAAUGGUCAAAAUUGACACGUUCCCGACAAACAUUUUGAUUUGGAUGAAACUGCAUCUUCCGAAGGAAAAACAUUCCGCUGGGAAGCUUCCCAGCAGCUCUAGUGACAGACACUGCCAUUCUGAGCACUUGAUAUCCACUUGGCAUUGGGGUAAGUGCUAUACAAAGGUGCAGGGUACCAGGGAAUUGGGCCCAAAGUCUCCAAGACCGACAUGCUUAAUGUUCAGUGUGCCUUACAAAGAAAGCAGGUAAUGAAUGGGAGAAAGCUACUAAAUUAAAAUGAAACGAAAACCACUGUAUUCUCCAUCCAUCCUUCACUGCUGGUUUGGUGUCAGUGCUGAUAUAAAAGGCCUCGGAAUGGAUUACAGAGACCUGCCUUCAUCUUGGUUUCUGUGUGAAUUCUGAGGCUAUGUCUUCACCCUUCAUGAGAUCUUUCUAUGUCCUGAAUUUAGAACUGGGAUGCUUCCAGGGACUAUAUAUUCCUCAGAUCUCACAGAGAAACAAAGGUGUCCUGAUCAAGCCAAUAUGGUCAAGGGGAGGGUGUGCGUGUUUGGUCAAUAGGUACUGGGGAUCUAUGGUUCACGCACACAACCUAAUGGACCGCAGCAAAUGCUGAGAACUAGAAAUCUCAAUAUCUGGGUGGGUUAAGUAUCAUACGGUGUAUGCAGAAUGUAAGGCUACUGUACUUUGUCCUAGAGCAUGCACAGCUGUAUAAGUGUCCAGUAGUCCUCUUACAUACAGAAAUCUGCAGAGUAUAGACACCAAUCCUGUGUAUGGCUCUCUUGUACAUUGCAAGUGGCUUCUGAGUACGUUGUGUUAGUGAGGAGUCCUUGUUUUACCUCCCCUUUUAUAAGGACAGAUGCCUUGUUUGCCUUCACAAAUUGUUCAGUCUUCCACUGGCCCAGCUGUCUAGCACUUCCACUGCCGCUUUGUGUUCUCCAGGCCGGACUGAGCGAAGCCGAUGCCAGAGGUGUUUUCCAAAAUCUUCAAGUGUAAUGGUCCCAAACUCUAACCGAUGGCUUCACCUGGCAGUCUGUCACCGUGCUGCCUCCGAACAAACGUUAAGAAAGUAUUUCGCCCCAGAAUGACGCUAAAUCUUCUCUGCGUGAAUAUUACGCCAUGAUUCGUAUUCUUUGAACUAAAAUGUUUAUUGUGGCAACAGAUUCACCAAACUGUCACGCCGCUGCUUUUACGGUCUAUUGCUUUUGCCGGGCAUUUAGAAGUCUGGCACUUUCGCUACGAUUUCAGCUGCCUCACCACUUUGUGCUCCAUAAUAUCAUCUUUUAGCUCUCUUGCCAUUUCAUAAUAAUAAAAGAGUAUGAAACUAA
This is a messenger RNA of Chrysemys picta bellii (western painted turtle), 6282 nucleotides long. The record is from RefSeq and is a predicted model, not a curated record. Lineage: Eukaryota; Metazoa; Chordata; Testudines; Emydidae.